Messenger RNA from Lutzomyia longipalpis, 725 nucleotides. Its product is annotated as enhancer of yellow 2 transcription factor-like. Gene Ontology annotation, molecular function: transcription coactivator activity; chromatin binding. The record is from RefSeq and is a predicted model, not a curated record. NCBI's taxonomy places the organism in Eukaryota, Metazoa, Arthropoda, Insecta, Diptera, Psychodidae. The transcript has 2 exons. Gene Ontology annotation, biological process: positive regulation of DNA-templated transcription; poly(A)+ mRNA export from nucleus; regulation of transcription by RNA polymerase II. Bases 39 to 437 code for a protein of 132 amino acids. Gene Ontology annotation, cellular component: SAGA complex; nuclear pore; DUBm complex.
UUUUUUCUGUGCGUUCUGUGCGAGAUUUAUUUGUCCUAAUGAAUGCCACACUAUGUACCGGGAUAACUCGCAAAGGUUGUUCCGAGCAUAAGGAAGGACAACAAGCAGCGGUGCGAGAAUGUUCGGCACAGGGUAGUAUGGAAAAGGUUUUUGUUGACAAGAUGGUAUUGCACAGGGCUACAGACCAAGUUACAAUCCUCACAGGUGAUCGUGCCAGACUGAAAGAUCUUCUCCGUCUCCGGCUGAUUGAGUGCGGAUGGACCGACCAGGUGCGUCUAAUGUGCCGGGAAGUGGUCAAAGCUGAGGAUGGGAAGGUGAAUGUGGACCAGCUGGUGCAACAGGUCACCCCAAAGGCACGCACAAUGAUUCCAGACACAGUGAAGAAAGAACUACUGCAGAAGAUUAAGACACUGCUGACAGAGCAUGAAGACAACUGAAAGCAAGACGCCGGGAUACUCUUCUAAACUUAAAACUGCACUAAAUGUGAUCUCCAUUGAUUUGUGUAAACAAAAAUAAAUUAUUUCAUGAUGAAAAACAAAGCGCUUUUGCCGGAAAUGAGGUUAGGUGUUUGUUAUGAAAUUUUCGUGAAAUUUAUUUGAAGCAUGAAAUGAAUGUUUAUAUCUGAAUUCUGAAUGAUUAGAUUAUUUUUCCAACGUAAUCUGUGAAAAAUCUAUGAGGAAAAUGCUAAGAAAAUGACUCAAAUAAAGAAUAUUAAACAUUGAAAA